AUGACUGGUAUCCUCAACGGUAACGGACCUUCUGCCGAGCUCGCUCCUGGCCACUUCCUCUUCACCUCUGAAUCAGUAGGUGAAGGUCACCCCGACAAGAUCUGUGAUCAAGUCUCAGAUGCUAUUCUCGAUGCUUGUCUUGCCGAGGACCCUUUCUCCAAGGUCGCUUGUGAAACCGCCGCUAAAACCGGUAUGAUCAUGGUUUUCGGUGAAAUCACCACCAAGGCCCAAGUAGAUUUCCAAAAAGUCGUCAGAGACACCAUCAAACAAAUUGGUUAUGAUUCUUCCGACAAAGGUUUCGACUACAAGACCUGUAACGUCCUUGUUGCUAUCGAACAACAAUCUCCUGAUAUCGCCCAAGGUCUUGACCACGGUGGUUUAGAGAGUAUCGGUGCCGGUGAUCAAGGUAUCAUGUUCGGUUACGCUACUGACGAGACCCCCGAGAUGAUGCCCCUCACCAUCAUGCUUUCCCACAAACUCAACUCCGCCAUGGCCGCUGCCCGACGAGACGGUUCAUUAGGAUGGUUGAGACCUGACUCGAAGACUCAAGUCACUGUCGAGUACAAGAAGGGUGAAGAUGGAGCUAUGAUUCCUCUCCGAGUCGACACCGUCGUCAUCUCCACUCAACACGCCGAGGAAAUCUCCACCGAAGAUUUACGUUCAGAGAUCUUGGAAAAGAUCAUCAAAAAGGUUAUCCCCAAGAACCUUUUAGACGACAAAGUCGUCUACCACAUCCAACCUUCAGGACGAUUCGUCAUUGGUGGACCUCAAGGUGAUGCCGGUUUAACCGGACGAAAGAUCAUUGUAGACACCUACGGUGGUUGGGGUGCUCACGGUGGUGGUGCCUUCUCCGGAAAAGAUUGGUCCAAAGUAGAUCGAUCAGCAGCUUACACCGCUCGAUGGAUCGCCAAAUCCCUCGUUGCCGCCGGUCUCGCCAGAAGAGCCCUCGUACAACUUUCUUACGCUAUCGGUGUAGCAGAACCUUUGUCAAUCUUCGUUGACACUUACGGAACUGGAAAGAAAUCAGAUGCAGAGCUCGUCAAUGUCAUCAGACAAAACUUUGACCUUAGACCUGGACUUAUCGUCCAAGCUCUUGAUCUCCAAAAACCUCAAUACCUCAAGACCGCCGCAUACGGUCACUUUGGCAACCCCGCUUACUCAUGGGAGAAACCCAAGCAACUUCAAUUCUAA
Kwoniella shivajii is the source of this 1191-nucleotide messenger RNA. RefSeq names its product S-adenosylmethionine synthase. Gene Ontology annotation, biological process: S-adenosylmethionine biosynthetic process. The coding region runs from base 1 to 1191 and encodes 396 amino acids. Lineage: Eukaryota; Fungi; Basidiomycota; Tremellomycetes; Tremellales; Cryptococcaceae. Gene Ontology annotation, molecular function: ATP binding; methionine adenosyltransferase activity. The transcript is spliced from 5 exons. The record is from RefSeq and is a predicted model, not a curated record. Gene Ontology annotation, cellular component: cytosol.